GGGUUGCUUACGUUCGGUUCGCAUUUCUAUACUCUCUUUCUUAUAUAAUAUUCUCUUUGAACGGAUCCUUAAGUUUAAACUUUUUUCACCUUUAACACUCAAUCAUACAAUACAACUAACUUUACUUUCUAUUUCCACAAUUCACAACUUUUAAAUUUUUAACUACGUUACAAAUUCAUCUUUUUUUUAAUUCUCAAAAACAAAUUGAAUUAAAAAAUAUUUAAUACAAAAAAGUGUAAUCGAAAAAUAAAAGUUUAACAAAAUAUUCCGGCCUUGUUUAACAGUGUCGAUUUUUUGUAUAAAAUUUAAAAAUAUUGUUAUUAAACUAAAGCAAUUAUAAAUUUACUUCCGGAGACACUACAAACAAAUCUGAAAGAAUAAAACCUCGAAAAAAUAAACGAUAAAAGAAAACUAUAAAAAUCAAUAAUGUUGCAAUGCAUUUCAGUGGCAACACAAUAAGACACAAUUUUGUUUUUAAAGAAACUAUUUUAUUUUAAAGUGAAAAACUAUAAUAACCCCUAAAAAUAUAUACAAAUAACAAACAAAACCCAAGAAAAUGAAAACUUAAAAGUCAUAAACAUAAAAAUAGAUUUCGACGAGCCCUUAACUUUUUUUUUUAUAACAAAAUCUCUACAACGAAAAUAUAUAAAACUACAUCUGCAUUAAGUUACCAACAAAAGUCAACAACAAUAAUAAUCAACAAAACAAAAAUAUUAAUCUGCCUAAUGAAUUAACUACAUUAUUUUAUUACUUCAUUAUAAAUAUUAUUUAUCUGUAAUAAAAAACUUUUGCUCGUGCGGAAAUUUAAAAACUUAAACUUAUUUUCCCUAAUCUCCUAUAAACUCCGAUAUUACAAAAAAAAAAAAAAAAAAACAAGAAAAUCUUCCGUUUCCUUCUUAAUUUUAUUUCAAAAUAUACAAAGUACUAAAAGAAAAUGCCACGCUGUUUAAUGGCAAAGAAAUGGAAGGCCUAUCCAUGGCCCGACAGGUCCGAGGAUAAAACCAAUAAUUCAUCAGCUGCAUCCACACAAGUAACAUUAUCUUCACCUAGUUCCUCGACACCGGAACUAAGCAUACAGUUAAUACCAAAGAAGGAUAUUGAAACAAAAUCUCGUCGAUCUACCAUCGACGAAGAUGAAGAAAUCGAUGUUGUUGGUGAUAAUGUUUUAGUGAAUACAACAGCAACUCCAACUACUUCUGCUUCUGCUACGGUUAUUAUUAAAUCAAGUGAUUUAAAAUUGUCAAAUUCGCAAACCGCUACAAAUAAUACAACAUCUACUGCUCCAACUCCCUCCACAUUAUCAAUGACGACAUCCUCAUCAUCAUCAGCAACCACUUCGUCGUCAUCAAAAUCGUCUGCUACAGCAACGUGUUGGGGUCCCUCAUCUCCAACGGCUGGAGCUACAGCUCCUAGUCCUCCUCCACAUUCACCGGAAGCAGCUACACGUGGUACCACUAAUUUAUAUAAUGGUUAUAAUCAUGAUAUUUCGCCUCUACAUUAUACCGCGUACCUGCCUCGUUUGGAAAACGAAGUUACCGUCAUAACAAGCACCUCAAAUUUACAUCAACAACACGUCCCCGCUCACACUUACAACUAUCAAACGCCUCCGCCAUCAAACACGUCUUCACCUUCAUCGUCGCCCUCAACACGCAGCAGCAGUCUAUCUUCGCCGAGUGAACGUUUAAGUCCGCCCAUAAUACGCAUUAAAACCGAAAUGUCCUUUAACGAUGACAUCGAUGCAAGUAGUACCGAGUCGCGCAAGUGCUAUACAAGUACGGGGGCCGCAUUGUCAUUGCCUCCUAAAAAAAAAGAUAUCUAUCGACCAUAUUCGCUGGAUGAUAGACCAACAAAUGAACGCUUGCGUUUACGACAACCGGCAGAGGAAGAUUUACAUGCAGCUCAUGCUAUAUUGGAUCUUAGCGCAUCUACUGCAUUUCACCCACCCACACAGCCACAUCAGCUGCAACAACAGCCAUCAGCUCAACAUCAUUUAACUCACCAGCCUUUACAUCCCUUGCAUCAUAUAACCCAUGCUAUUCAGUUGCAACAGCAGCAGCAACAACAUCAUCAUCUGCCUCAGGAUGUAACACUCUCGGUAGCCACUAAUACACCCUCCAUAGCAGAUUUGGCUUUGGCGGCUAGUGUGGCUAAUGAGCAUCGACCCCGCUCUAAUUCUUCCAUGCACAGUUUACAAAGUAACUCCGAUAGUGAAAGGCAACCCAGUUCGCCGGGUGGCAGUGUACAAAAUGAAAACAAUAACACAACCAAUCAGUUUCCUAAAAAUUCUGCUGGUGCCUCUGUAAAAACUGUAGCCUACACUUAUGAGGCAUUUUUUGUAAGUGAUGGUCGAUCAAAACGCAAAAACAUUACAGAUCCGCAGGCUGUAUUGCAGCAAGAACAACAAAAGGCAAAAUAUACCUGUAGUGAAUGUGGCAAACAAUAUGCCACGUCAAGCAAUCUAUCGCGCCACAAGCAAACACAUCGUUCAUUAGACUCACAGUCCGCCAAAAAGUGUCAUACCUGUGGCAAAGCUUACGUGUCGAUGCCAGCCUUAGCCAUGCAUGUUCUAACGCACAAACUUUCCCACAGUUGUGGUGUAUGUGGCAAAUUGUUUUCGCGUCCCUGGUUAUUGCAAGGUCAUUUAAGGUCGCAUACGGGUGAGAAACCCUACGGUUGUGCUCAUUGUGGAAAAGCCUUUGCGGAUCGUUCCAAUUUAAGAGCUCAUAUGCAAACACAUUCGAUAGACAAGAAUUUCGAAUGUAAACGCUGCCAUAAAUCUUUCGCAUUGAAAUCGUACCUCAAUAAGCAUUUGGAAUCGGCCUGUCUUAAGGAUGAGGCAGACAUGCAAUUCGAUAGUACCAGUGAUAGUGGUGGCAUGACAUCUCCUACUCCCACUGAGGACUACAAUAUUCCUAGUUACUCACAACAAGCACAAAAUGGUUUUAAAAUAAGUCACAUUCCCCAGCCAGUACCAGCUGCGGCCGUAGUUAAAGUAGAGGCCACGUUUGCAGGUUAAACAUAAAUCCAACAACAAACAUAUUGUAAGUAGUUUUAAAAGAAAGUCUAAUCUAAUGAAAAAUAUUAAGAAAGUAUUAAGAAUCAUUCAAUUAAAAAAAAACAUGAAAAAAAGUUACGAUUUUGUUUAACA
This is a messenger RNA of Lucilia cuprina (Australian sheep blowfly), 3148 nucleotides long. Its product is annotated as fez family zinc finger protein erm. The record is from RefSeq and is a predicted model, not a curated record. NCBI's taxonomy places the organism in Eukaryota, Metazoa, Arthropoda, Insecta, Diptera, Calliphoridae. Gene Ontology annotation, molecular function: DNA-binding transcription factor activity, RNA polymerase II-specific; RNA polymerase II cis-regulatory region sequence-specific DNA binding. Gene Ontology annotation, biological process: regulation of DNA-templated transcription. The transcript has 2 exons. Bases 935 to 3016 code for a protein of 693 amino acids.